GAGAAUCUUAUAGAACUGUAUAAAAGGGAUUUAAAAAGGCACAGUGAACCAGAUUACCACAGCAACCAUUCUUCUAGUGAACAGAGAGACUGUGAUGAUGUGGAGAUUAACGUGUGUCACGUUGACCCUGCUCCUGUGUGCCAAAGGUUCACUUUCUCAGUUGAGCGCUUGUGGACAAGCUCCUCUAAACACCCGUAUUGUUGGUGGUGUGAACGCACCUGACGGGUCGUGGCCGUGGCAGGUCAGUCUGCACAGCACCAACUUUGGAGGUCAUAUUUGCGGAGGCUCCCUCAUCAACAAUGAAUAUGUGCUGACAGCAGCUCACUGUUUACCUGGUGCCAGUGCAUCCAGUCUGCGUGUGUAUUUAGGAAGGAGGACACAGGGAGGAUCCAAUCCCAACGAAAUUAGCAGAACUGUGAGAACGAUAAUCGUGCACCCCUAUUACAACAGCAACACGAAUGACAACGACAUCGCUCUGCUCCGGCUGUCUUCCACUGUUACCUUUAAUAACUACAUUAGACCCGUGUGUCUGGCGGCCCAGAGCAGCGUCUUCAGUGCUGGCACCAGCAGCUGGAUCACAGGCUGGGGAGAUAUUCGAGCUGGAGUGAGUUUACCUUCCCCUGGGAUCCUGCAGGAGACUGUGGUUCCAGUUGUAGACAAUGUUCAGUGUAAUAAUCUUCUGGGUUCUGGAUCUGUUACCAGCAACAUGAUGUGUGCUGGUUUACUACAGGGAGGCAAAGACACCUGUCAGGGUGAUUCUGGUGGUCCGAUGGUGAGCAGGCAGUGUACAGUGUGGGUUCAGUCUGGUAUCACCAGCUGGGGUUAUGGCUGUGCCGAUCCCAACGCACCUGGUGUUUACACCCGCGUGUCUCAGUAUCAGACUUGGAUCACCAGCCAAAUUAGAACGAACCUGCCGGGAUUUGUCACCUUCAACCCCCCGACCUCAUGCUCCUCUGCCAGCCUAACCUCAAUCUCCUGUAAGGGAAGAUGCAACGAAAAGUACAACAGUCGCUUUCGCUGCAACUGCAAUACUAACUGCAGUAAAAACUGCUGCACAGAUUACCAACAGCGUUGUACCAUGUGAGGUAUGUCAUACGUCGAUGGAUUAUUUGAAAACAGGCUUAAUCACGUCUUUUGCACAUAAAUCAGAUGAUUUUUUAUCUGCCUUAUUCUGCAAGGAGAUUUAACUUCAGUGUAGGUUUGGAUGCGCUGCACAGAGUACCAAUGCAAUGAGCCUGUCAAAAAACUACUGCACUGACUUCACUCAGGGGUGUAAAUGCGUAUUAACAAAGCAUUUACCUCACUCCAUUAGUAGAAUCCUUGUCUCUUUUGUUUUUCUUUUUUUAAAUCUAUCAUGUUACAAACAAGAUUAAAUGUAGGCACAUUCAACUUUUUUCAUUUAGCAUUUGCACUUUUCUUAAUUAAAAAUGUAAUAUAUUAUAUGAUUACUUGAAAUUUUAGACUGAUCUUUUUCUUUUUGAACACUUACUUUUGAACAUUUACGUUUACAUUUAUGUAUUUAGCAGAUGCUUUUAUCCAAAACGAUUUACAAAUGAAUGAGCCCUUUCUAGCUGUACUUAUCUGAACAAUGCCUGUUAUAUGGUAUUACGAGCACUUCCUAAGUCGUUUUGCCUCUUUAGGACAAAUCGCUUGAUGUAUUCCCCACCUGUAAGUCGCUUUGGAUAAAAGUGUCUGCUAAAUGAAUAAAUGUAAAUGUAAAUGAGGAACAAAGCAAUUCAUCAAAGAGCCAACAAUAGUUGUAGUACACAAUACCAGAUUUAUAAAACAACUAAAUUAGGAAACCAGCUAAAGAAAAGAAGAAGUACAGAGAUUGUGUGUGCGUGUGUGUGUGUGUGUGUGUGCAUAUGUGCAUAGGUUUAAGAGUGUGGGCUGGUUAACUUUUUUUUUUAUUAUGUAAUGUAACUGUAUUAUGAUAUGCCAUGGCCUUUAUCAGAAUCAAUAAAUACUUGAAAACUG
Molecule: messenger RNA, 1977 nt
Organism: Labeo rohita (rohu)
Lineage: Eukaryota; Metazoa; Chordata; Actinopteri; Cypriniformes; Cyprinidae
Product: trypsin-1
Exons: 8
Coding region: 95-1084 (329 amino acids)
Biological process (GO): proteolysis
Molecular function (GO): serine-type endopeptidase activity
Source: RefSeq, a predicted model, not a curated record